UGGGAUCGGUAGGAAUCCUACCUCUGGAUACUCGUGUGGUUGUGGUCUGGUGACUCGGAGAGGAGAAGCAAAAGAACUGAUUGGCCAGGGACCAUGUCGACCGUGGUAGCACAGUCCCUGCGUGCUUUUGGUCUUCGCUCCCAUGUGGCCAACAAUAUCUUCUUCUUCGAUGAGCAGAUCAUUAUAUUUCCUUCAGGAAAUUACUGUGUGAAGUACAAUAUGGAUCAGAAAUGGCAAAAGUUCAUUCCAGGCUCAGACAAGAGUCAAGCCAUGUUAGCCUUGUCCAUCAGUCCCAAUCGGCGAUACCUCGCUAUGUCCGAGAUGGUGCAAGAAAAACCUGUCAUCACCAUUUAUGAACUGUCAUCCAUCCCUUGCCGGAAGCGCAAAAUCCUUAAUAAUUUUGACUUUCCAGUUCAGAAAUUUACUAGCAUGGCUUUUUCUCCAGACUCCAAAUACUUGUUGACUCAAACAUCACCUCCAGAGUCCAACCUUGUCUAUUGGCUGUGGGAAAAACAGAAAGUAAUGGCCAUUAUUAAAAUCGACUCUCAGAACAACACUGUCUACCAGGUGAGCUUCAGUCCUCAGGAUAACACACAGGUUUGUGUCACUGGAAAUGGGAUGUUUAAGCUUCUCCGUUUUGCUGAGGGAACCCUGAAGCAAACCAACUUUCAGAGGGGAGAACCCCAGAACUACCUAGCUCAUACCUGGGUGUCUGAUGACAAGAUUGUCGUUGGCACUGAUACAGGCAGGCUCAUCCUCUUUGAAUCUGGAGAUCAACGCUGGGAGACAAGUAUAAUGGUCAAGGAGUCCUCCGGUGAUUUGAAGAAUCUGGAGAGGGUCCAGGAAUCAGAAAGCUUGAUUGAAUUUCCAACGCUCAGUUCCCCAGUGCCUUCCUUCGAACAAGUCCUGGCGAACAGCAACCACAGCCAGCUGAGCAUGCCGCAGGUGUUCGCCGUGGCGGCCUGUUCCAAGGGCUUCGCCUGUUCUGCAGGGCCGGGGCGAGUCCUGCUGUUUGAGAAGAUGGAAGACAAGGAUUUUUAUCAUGAGAGCAGGGAAAUCCGGGUUCCUGUGGACCCGCAGAGCAAUGACCCGAGUCAGUCUGACAAACAGGACAUCCUCUGCUUGUGCUUCAGCCCCUCGGAGGAAACCCUGAUUGCCAGCACCAACAGGAACCAACUCUACAGCAUCACCAUGUCCCUGACGGAGAUCAGCAAGGGGGAGCCAGCCCACUUUGAGUAUCUGAUGUACCCAUUGCACUCAGCAUCCAUCACCGGUCUAGCUGCUUGCAUCCGCAAACCCCUCAUUGCCACCUGUUCUCUGGAUCGAUCCAUUCGCAUCUGGAAUUAUGAGUCAAAUACUCUGGAACUCUAUAAGGAAUACCAAGAAGAGGCAUACACAAUCAGCCUUCACCCAUCUGGUCACUUCAUUGUAGUAGGGUUUGCUGACAAACUACGCCUCAUGAAUCUACUCAUCGAUGAUAUACGUUCAUUCAAAGAAUACUCUAUUAGAGGAUGCAGAGAGUGUGCCUUUAGCAAUGGAGGGCACCUGUUUGCUGCAGUCAAUGGAAAUGUGAUUCACAUUUUUACCACCACCAGCCUGGAGAACAUCUCAAACCUGAAAGGACACACGGGGAAGAUCCGUUCCGUUGUGUGGAAUGCAGAUGACAGCAAACUGAUUUCUUGUGGCACAGACGGUGCGGUAUAUGAAUGGAAUCUGUCCACAGGAAAGAGAGAGACGGAAUGUGUGCUCAAGUCCUGCAGCUACAACUGUGUAACCAUCUCUCCUGAUUCCAAAAUUAUCUUCGCUGUUGGGUCUGACCAUACCCUCAAGGAGAUUGCAGAUUCUUCCAUCCUUCGAGAGAUGUCAGCAUUUGAUGUCAUCUACACGGCCAUUGUCAUCUCUCACUCGGGGCGCAUGAUUUUUGUGGGUACCUCAGUGGGAACAAUUCGUGCGAUGAAGUACCCACUGACUUCGCAGAAAGAGUUCAAUGAAUACCAGGCCCAUGCUGGUCCUGUCACCAAGAUGUUGCUCACCUUUGAUGACCAGUUCCUGCUGACAGUCUCCAAGGAUGGCUGCCUGUUCACCUGGAAGGUCUUUGAUAAGGACGGUCGGGGAAUCAAGCGAGAGAGGGAGGUGGGCUUUGCCGAAGAGGUGCUUGUUACUAAAACAGACAUGGAAGAGAAGGCUCAGGUCAUGUUGGAGCUGAAGACGCGCGUGGAAGAAUUAAAAAUGGAGAACGAGUACCAGUUGCGACUAAAGGAUAUGAACUAUUCUGAGAAGAUUAAGGAGCUAACAGAAAAGUUCAUCCAGGAAAUGGAGUCCUUGAAAACAAAAAACCAGGUUUUAAAAACAGAAAAAGAAAAGCAGGAUAUAUUUCACCGUGAACACAUGGAUGAACUCCUAGACAAACAAACCCGGGAACUGCAGGACCUGGAAUGUUGCAACAACCAGAAGUUGCUUCUGGAAUAUGAGAAGUACCAGGAAUUGCAGCUCAAGUCCCAGAGGAUGCAGGAGGAGUAUGAAAAACAGCUUCGGGACAACGAUGAGACCAAGAGCCAGGCCCUCGAGGAGCUGACCGAGUUCUACGAGGCCAAACUGCAGGAGAAGACCGCUCUCCUGGAAGAGGCGCAGGAAGACGUCAGGCAGCAGCUUCGGGAGUUUGAAGAGACCAAGAAACAAAUUGAAGAAGAUGAAGACCGAGAAAUCCAAGAUAUCAAAACCAAGUAUGAGAAAAAGCUUCGGGAUGAAAAGGAGUCAAACCUUCGGCUCAAAGGAGAAACAGGCAUCAUGAGGAAGAAGUUCAACAGCCUGCAGAAGGAGAUUGAAGAGAGAGCCAACGACAUCGACACCCUGAAGGCGGAGCAGGUGAAGCUGCAGGGAGUCAUUAAGUCCCUGGAGAAGGACAUCCUGAGCCUCAAGCGGGAGAUCCAGGAGAGGGAUGAGACCAUUCAGGACAAGGAGAAGCGAAUUUAUGACCUGAAAAAGAAAAAUCAAGAGCUAGAGAAAUUCAAGUUUGUGCUCGACUACAAAAUAAAGGAGCUGAAGAAGCAAAUAGAACCGCGAGAGAAUGAGAUCAAGGUGAUGAAGGAACAGAUUCAGGAGAUGGAAACUGAGCUGGAGCGUUUCCACAAGCAGAACACGCAGCUGGAGCUGAACAUCACGGAACUGUGGCAGAAGCUGCGAGCCACUGACCAGGAGAUGCGCAGAGAGAGGCAGAAGGAGCGGGACCUGGAGGCGCUGGUCAAGCGGUUUAAGACGGACCUGCACAACUGCGUGGCCUACAUCCAGGAAGCCCGGCAGCUGAAGGAGAAGGUCCGGGCUCUCUUUGAGAAGUACGUGCAGCGGGCAGACAUGGUGGAGAUCGCAGGGCUGAACACAGACCUGCAGCUGGAGUACACCCGCCAGCGGGAGCACCUGGAGAGGAACCUGGCCACUCUCAAGAAGAAGGUGGUCAAGGACAGUGAGCUGCACCGCACCGAUUACGUCCGCAUCAUGCAGGAAAAUGUCUCCCUCAUCAAGGAGAUCAAUGAGCUCCGCAGGGAGCUGAAGCUCACCCGCUCCCAAGUCUAUGACCUUGAAGCAGCUCUGAAACUGGCCAAGAAAAGCCAACUGCAAGAGGUUCCAGAAACAGGGCCCAGUGAGGACACGGCCGGCACCACUCCUGCCAAGAGACUAAAUGAGCAAGAAGAAAUUGGGAGAAUUAUUGAAAUGCAACGCUUAGAAAUCCAGCAUCUCAGGGACCAGAUCCAAGAACAACAGCAGGUCCCAGGGUUCCAACCCAUCUCCAGAAUUCGGCUUCCUUCCCUCGUCAAGUUAGAAGUGAACCCUGAGGUGCAGGACAACUGACCCCUCCGGUGAGCCACCUCCAGCCACACUACAAGGGGCACUUGCAUCUGUCCCCAGGCCGA
Molecule: messenger RNA, 3908 nt
Organism: Molossus molossus (Pallas's mastiff bat)
Lineage: Eukaryota; Metazoa; Chordata; Mammalia; Chiroptera; Molossidae
Gene: CFAP57
Product: cilia and flagella associated protein 57
Exons: 23
Coding region: 94-3846 (1250 amino acids)
Molecular function (GO): protein binding
Source: RefSeq, a predicted model, not a curated record